UUAAUUUAGUAACAUUAUGCAUAAAUCCAUAUAUAUAAUUACUACAAAUAAAACAAAUGGUCACAUCCACUAGCUUGCGUUGAGUCGAAUCUACAUACUUUAAUUUGAUCACUAAGUAGAUUUCUCAUUUCCAUUUUGUUUUUGUACUUACUUUAAGAACUUUUUCUCAUAUGUAAUCUCCAACUGAGAAUAAUACCUAUAGUCGGCAUUGCCGAUUGCCGAACCACUUGAAGAGAAGGCGAAGGUUGCCACGUUGAGAGCCAAGCUGGAGGCUGAUCAAGCCAAGUUUGAAAGCGAGCAGAAGAAAGAGAAGUGGUCUGUUGCGGGAUGGAAAAGGAAAGCGGAGGCUGAAGCCGCUCAACUUGCAGAGGCUCGCAAGUGCUGGAAGAAAAUUUGUGAAAGAGAUAAUAAUGAAAAGAGAUCUCUUCGUACCGAUAUGACCAAUCUCAAGGCGGAGAUUGAAAAGUUGAAGAAGGAGAAGACGGAGGCCGAGGUGGCCCGUGAUGAAGCUCGUUCUCAUAGAGAAAUGAGCGAGCAGAGAGAGGAAAAAACCAAGUCGGAGCUUGAGUCUGCCAAAAAAGACUUGCAGCUUGAAAGAGUUGAGAAAGCUGAAACCUCCCGCCGUCUUGCCGAAACUGAGGAGAAGUUAGAAAAUUCUGAAACUGCCCGGGUGACGGCGGAGAGUUUAGUUGAACCUCUGAAGAAUGACAUGCUAUGGAUGAGGCAUCAUGGGGUUAUUAAUGUUGCAAAUUCGAUCUUAAACUCUAUUUACUUGGAUCGGAUUGUCACCAAUUUGAUGGUGACCGCGCGCAAUGACGGAUAUACUCAUGGGUACGCGGAAUGCACCCAACAUGUCACUAACGCGUUGAGGGUUUAUUGGGACAAUAGUAGAUCUGCCACUCGCGGAGCUGAUACUGGUGCUGCUCAUGCUGCUGCUAAGGCAGAAUAUAACAACUUGUGCCUUCCAGUGAUGGGUUUGAUAACUGCUGUACUUCAAUCUGAUGACUUGGUGGCGCAACUGAGGGAUAUACUCCCAGACGAAGCGGAUGCUUCCGAUGAAUAUUUAGAAUAGGUUGUUUUGUACUUUGUGGUUGUUGAACAUGUUUGGGAUGCAGAUCAUGUUUAAGAAAUAUUUUUGUUAAUGCGCUGUUACGCAAGUAACUUUUGCCAAUGCGCUGCCAUGCAUGUAGUUUUUGUUAAUGUGCUGUCGCGCAAGUAACUUUUAUGAAU
Messenger RNA from Helianthus annuus (common sunflower), 1230 nucleotides. RefSeq lists its product as uncharacterized. The coding region runs from base 437 to 1072 and encodes 211 amino acids. The transcript is spliced from 3 exons. NCBI's taxonomy places the organism in Eukaryota, Viridiplantae, Streptophyta, Magnoliopsida, Asterales, Asteraceae. The record is from RefSeq and is a predicted model, not a curated record.